Aegilops tauschii subsp. strangulata is the source of this 2326-nucleotide messenger RNA. Lineage: Eukaryota; Viridiplantae; Streptophyta; Magnoliopsida; Poales; Poaceae. The record is from RefSeq and is a predicted model, not a curated record.
UUUUUUGUUUUCUGCUGCGGACCCCUACAGGUAAUUAUUUCACUUAAAACUAGUCUAAUGGUUAUAAAAUUCCAGCCUAUUAAAUAGACAGUCGGAUGUUUUUGUUUUUUGAGGGGUUUUCUAGCAUUUUUUUAUCUUUUUUCUGGGGAGCCCGUCGAUUACUUUUAACAUAUAAAAGAUUGACAGUCGGAUGUCUUUUAGUUUUGAGGGAUUUUCUUGCAUUUUUAUCCUUUUCUGGUGAGCCCAUCAAUUAAUUUUAAUAUAUAAUAUAUUAGGUUGUGUUGGCUCCUUCCAAAGAAAGCCUUGUACAUAUUAUUUUAUGGGCCAUAAAAAACUAGGGCCCAAGAUAUACAUGUGUAACCAAUAAAAACACAUCUUCCGUGGGAACUGGGCUUACCAAGGAGGCAGGUCGAUGCUCAGAGUAACAUAUGUGUUAUACCAUGACUUACCAAAUGUCUCAAUAUUUUCUAGUUUCUCUUAGUGUAUCAUUCCUAGUUGCUAUCUCAGUUUCUAAGUUAAGGCCCAAAGCAAGGUCCAUGUUAUACUGACAUAUUAUGGAUUAAAGGACGACCACUUCUAGAUUAGAUAGUUCAUAGAUAGUACAGGAUAUGAUGUAAUAAAUGUGAUAACUGGUAUAUUAGGAUGUAAUCAAUGUGAUCAACGAAAGGAUUUGGACGCAAUUAACAACCAAAUAAAUUUGACCACAAUUAUUUUGUAUAUUAGAGUAAAACUUAGUUGGGUUUAACUCCCAUUAAUACUUCUAGAUAAGGAUAUGGAUGUAGUCAAAUGGCAAUCAUUUAAUAUUUCUAUUUUUAGAAGUGUUAAUAGUUCUAUAUAUGGACGUGAAUACUUACAUCAUAAGAAAGACAUGUCAGUGGUUGCAAAGAAGGAUGUCAAUGCAUUCACAUAUGUAUAUUUGGACGAUAGUUAAUAGUAUCCAUAAACAAGCACCUUUUCUGAGUUAUGUAUGUUAAUUCUUACUAAAGAUUUACAUAGCCAUAGCAUAGUCAAAUAGCACUCCCAUACAACCCUUUUAUUCUAUAUAAGGGGAGUACAUCUUCUCAUAUCCUACACCAAUAUGCUGUUAGCCAACAGUACCUGUAAAUCUCUAGUUUUCUGUAGAUACUUGUGCUUCCUAUUUGUAGUAGUAAGUUUCUUCCUCUUUGUCCACAUUAGUAUGCCGAGGAAAGAGCGGCGGUCAGGUGUGGCAUACAUCCAUAAUGACAAAGACCGUGAUCUCACCUUCUACAAGCGACGCUCCGGUUUGUUCAAGAGGGCGACCGACAUCUCUGCCCUCACUAGGGCUAGGGUUGCAGUCGUCCUAGAGACAAACAAUGGAAAGAUGCACUCAUUUGGGACGCCAUUGGCCGAUCCCAUUUUUGAUGCUUUCCUAUUUGGAGCUCCACCAACAGUUCCCUCCGUCAAUGAGGCAACCACUGCUAGGAUUGGAAGCCUACAAAAUGAGCUGGCUCAGUUGGACAUGGAGAACAUGACCGAGGAAGCCCGAAACCAACUUUCCAUCCUUCAUAUGAAAAGUAUCCAAGAAGAGAAUCCAAGUAUGGUGGCAAAUCUUAUCUUCACGAAGGAACAAGAUCUCGGUCUUGAAGAUCUAAAUAAGCUCUUCAGUGAGCUCUCUCGGGUCCAAAAAGACAUUAGAUGCCAGCUACCUCCAUUGCAUGGUCGUGAAGCCAAGACCAGUGGCACAUGUGUGGCACAAGAUCUGCAACUACCAAGUGUUCCGCUGACGGAUCAUUUGGGUACUACUCAUUCACUAAUGCAGUCAUCAUGGCCUCACAAUCUCUCACAACUCCAGCCACCUGCAGAUCCACUACCAUCACAACCAGAACAAACUUCGGCACCACUUUUUCCUAUGCAGGCACCACAAAUGUUUGAUUUUGCACCACCAUCUUUAGCUCCACACUUGGCUUCCCAUGUCCAACCCAUACCAAAUCAGGUACAUGAGCAAACUCAACUAGAGGAGUUGCAUGUUCAGAACUAUGAAAGUCCUUGCAACAUAGUGCAACCACAACAAAGUGAUGCAAACCAUGACUCAACAUUGGGGCAGAAUUUGGAGGCCUCUCCAUUGUUGGGGUACUCGAGUGGCAAUGCUUUUUCUAUUGAUGACCCAUUUAACAGUGAACAAUGGGAUUAUUCUCUAUCAGAUCAGUCGUUCUACAAUAGUUUCCUUGGGAUUGAUGAUUACUUAGGCUCUAGCGGUACCGAUCUAGGACAGUCUGCCAUGGUAAAUGGUGGAUGGUUUGAUGUGCCGCCCUCUUCCACUGGACAAGAUAUUGAUGGUCUUAUAGACUAUGGAGAGCUUUUGUAG